This is a messenger RNA of Camelina sativa (false flax), 857 nucleotides long. The record is from RefSeq and is a predicted model, not a curated record. Lineage: Eukaryota; Viridiplantae; Streptophyta; Magnoliopsida; Brassicales; Brassicaceae.
GUGAAGGUCUUGGAAUCCACAAACAUCUAUCCGGCCAGAAAUCUUACUUGCGAAUUCAACAAGAGUUGGAAGAAAAGUUGGGACGUCCUGUCUCGCUUGGAGAGGUGUUUGUCGCAACACAUACAAAGGCAGAUGGAAGUUUUGUUGAUCAGAAGGCCAAACAAGUUGUGGAGACAUAUGAGAAGAACAUAGAGGAGGUAAUGUCUCAAAUGGAGUCUGAUGUUACAGACCACUCCUCGCCAGAUUCUCCUCAUGCAACCGUCCUCCCCAUUCAAGAAAAAGAUGACAUUUUCUUAAAGUGUACUGUAACGAAUGCCAAGGGAACCCCCUUUGGACUUGGAAGUCUCUCGGAGAUAAUCACCAAAGGGAAAAGAAAGGCUACUUAUCCAAGCUCUAGUCCAGAUUCGCUGUUAGAGAUUCAAGAACAACUCCAGGUUGCUCGUCGUAAGCUCGCUGAUCAAGAUGAAGAAAAUGCUCGACGUGCCAGAGAAGAUGCUAGACGUGAUGAGGAGCAACGUGACGCUCAAAACCGCAUUGCAACCUUGGAGAUGCUCGUAUCCUACUUGAAGACUAGUGAUCCGGGGGUUGCAGAAUUCUUGUCUACUCAACCACCAGCCAAUGCGCCAUUAACCACAGCAGCACCAGCAACCAACAUCACUCCAGCCACUGCGACCAAUGUCAACCCACCCGCAACAACCACUUCAGGAGCUAGUUCACCAUCUACUUCACCUGCGACUGCACCAACCACUUCACCUUUGUCAGUAUCAUCCUCUCAUGCUUAACAAACUAAUUCUAUCUCUUUUAAGCCUCUAUAACUAUUUUUUGGAUUGUGUAGUAGUGUUUCUAGAUCCUUAGCC